Entrophospora candida is the source of this 243-nucleotide messenger RNA. The record is from the annotation of a GenBank genome assembly. NCBI's taxonomy places the organism in Eukaryota, Fungi, Glomeromycota, Glomeromycetes, Entrophosporales, Entrophosporaceae.
AUGUCAGACACCACUGAUCAAACCAAUCUUAUAAAUCACAACGACAAUCAAACUGCUACUUCUGCUUCUUCAAAUGAUAAUAAUGAUAAUAGUCAAGGUUUAACAGUUCCAAAUAAGAAGACUAUAAAAGCUCGAAGUACAACAGUGGAUUUCAAUAAUGUUGGAGAUCCAAGUUUUUCUAUAGAUAUUGAUGCAUUUGAUCGCGAAUUUUUAAAUGAAGAAUUUGAAGAUGACAUCCUAUAA